UGAGUCAAGUUAGUCGGGACCUGUCUUGACCCGAGGAAUCAUCUUGACGUCAUCUUGGGGGAGGAGUUUAGUCCUGGCAUGCUAUAUAAAAGCAGGGAGAUUUCCUUGAUCUGCAGUUAAAACAGAACAUUCAGACGAAAUGGCACUGAAGGUACUUGUACUCCUUGCCCUCGUGGCCACUGCCCUCGCCAGCCCUGACAGCCCUCCUGCCUAUGGCUACGGUGCUCCUGGUCCUGCUUUCGGACCAGCCAAGUACGACUUCAACUACGCCGUCAACGAUCCACCUUCUGGUAAUGAUUUCGGUCAUCAGGAGUCUCGUGAUGGAGACUUCACACAGGGUUCCUACUAUGUCCGCCUUCCCGAUGGUCGCCUGCAGACGGUCAACUACAACGUGCAAGGAGACUCCGGCUUCGUGGCUGAGGUCAGCUACGAGGGUCAGGCGCAAUACCCAACCCAGCCCCGUGCCUACACACCUGCCCCUACCUAUGGUUAAACGGUGUUGAUUAUGAUAUUUAUUGAUAGACGACUUUUGUAAAUAUAUGUGCUAAUAAAGAGCAAGAUUUA
Penaeus chinensis is the source of this 564-nucleotide messenger RNA. Its product is annotated as pro-resilin-like. NCBI's taxonomy places the organism in Eukaryota, Metazoa, Arthropoda, Malacostraca, Decapoda, Penaeidae. The record is from RefSeq and is a predicted model, not a curated record. Gene Ontology annotation, cellular component: extracellular matrix. The coding region runs from base 140 to 493 and encodes 117 amino acids. The transcript has 2 exons.